Molecule: messenger RNA, 3006 nt
Organism: Clupea harengus (Atlantic herring)
Lineage: Eukaryota; Metazoa; Chordata; Actinopteri; Clupeiformes; Clupeidae
Gene: ddx19b
Product: DEAD-box helicase 19b
Molecular function (GO): RNA helicase activity; ATP binding; nucleic acid binding
Source: RefSeq, a predicted model, not a curated record
AACCCGAUUUUCCCGCCGGAAGGCAUCAGUGCUACACACACACUCGCGAGUGUAGAUUCCACCGCACGCCAUUGUACGAAUCUCUCCCUUGUCAGCGCUGUGUUUUAAGUAAACUGCUUGAAAGAAACGGACCGCCCAGUGUAGCUUAAAAAGUAUUUUUAAAAGCGGGUUAUUGUUUUACAUAGAUAAAGUUUUUAGAGACACGGCCACCAUGGCGACUGAUUCCUGGGCCCGUGCUGUUGAUGAGCAAGAAGCUGCCGCUGAUUCGAUCAGUACCCUGCAAAUUAGUGAGAAGGAAGACAAACCCAAACCCGAGGAGAAUGGUACAGGUACAGUUACAGUUAAGGCCGAGGGAGAGGCUAAGACGGAGGAUGAUGAUAAAGAUGAUAAGGCAGCACAGUCCUUGUUAAACAAGUUGAUUCGAAACAACCUGGUGAACACAAACAAUCAAGUGGAGGUUCUUCAGCGUGAUCCGAACUCGCCGCUCUACUCCGUCAAGUCGUUUGAGGAGCUGCGGCUAAAACCACAGCUGCUCCAGGGAGUCUACAACAUGGGCUUCAACCGGCCGUCAAAGAUCCAGGAGAACGCCCUGCCUAUGCUGCUGGCUGAGCCCCCACAGAACCUGAUCGCCCAGUCCCAGUCGGGUACAGGAAAAACAGCCGCCUUCGUCCUGGCCAUGCUCAGCCGCGUAGAUCCAGCCAACAAAUGGCCGCAGUGUUUGUGUGUGUCGCCCACGUACGAACUGGCUCUGCAGACUGGAAAGGUCAUUGAAACGAUGGGGAAGUCCUACCCAGAGGUCAAACUCAUCUAUGGAAUCCGUGGAAACAAAUUGGAUAGGGGGACUCAGCUGCAGGAGCAGAUUGUGAUUGGCACGCCCGGCACGGUCUUGGACUGGUGUCUGAAGUUCAAGUUCAUCGACCCCAAGAAGAUCCGGGUGUUUGUGCUGGACGAGGCCGACGUCAUGAUCGCCACACAGGGCCACCAAGACCAGAGCAUCCGCAUCCAGAGGAUGUUGCCCAAAAACUGUCAGAUGCUGCUGUUCUCCGCCACGUUUGAGGAGUCUGUGUGGAACUUCGCCAAGAGGAUCGUCCCCGACCCCAACAUCAUCAAGCUGAAGCGGGAGGAGGAGACGCUGGACACCAUCAAACAGUACUACGUCAACUGCAACAGCAAGGAGGAGAAGUUCCACGCUCUGUGCAACAUCUACGGUGCCAUCACCAUCGCCCAGGCCAUGAUCUUCUGCCAUACCAGGAGAACAGCAGGCUGGCUGGCAGGAGAGCUGUCAAGGGAGGGCCACCAGGUGGCGCUCCUGAGUGGAGAGAUGCAGGUAGAGCAGAGAGCCGCGGUCAUCGAGCGUUUCCGUGACGGCAAGGAAAAAGUGCUGGUCACCACCAACGUGUGUGCCAGAGGCAUCGACGUGGAACAGGUUUCCGUGGUGAUUAACUUUGAUUUGCCAGUGGAUAAAGAUGGGAACCCUGACAACGAGACGUACCUGCACAGGAUCGGGAGGACAGGGCGUUUUGGCAAGAGAGGACUUGCCAUCAAUAUGGUGGACAGCAAGUCCAGCAUGAACAUCAUGAACCGGAUCCAGGAACACUUCAAAAAGAAGAUCGAGAAGCUGGACACGGACGACCUGGACGAAAUCGAGAAAAUUUCCAACUGAGAACGGAGCUGGGUGGCAGCGGUACUUUUGUUUCCUCCGCACGGGACUGUCUUGCACAGAGUUUUAAUUUUACGAGCUCAAGUCUCCGACGACCACGUACACACCUGUGGAGAUGUCUUAUCUCAAAAAUGGUCCUUUUAAAAUUAGUUAUUUUUUUUCAUGUCAUGACAAUGUUUUCACUCUUUGUACCUCUAGAUGAAAACCUCAGCACUAGCGUUGCUAAGGUUGAGUUGUUUGUUAGAAAGAAAUUUGAAUAGAAACAAACAAACAGCGAGUCGACGUGAGCGCUACUCAACUCUGGUCCUGCCGGGUCCCCUCAUGUUCGCUCGCGUUUCUGGCUCUAGGUCAAUGGAACAUUUAUGGCAUCAUGUGGAUCUGAUCCCGGUUUUAAAUCAUUGAUUGUAACGACAGAAUCACAAGUCCAAGGAUGACUCUGGGAACUUGAUCCCAUUUUGGAAUCAUUUCCUAAAAAACAGUGAUAUAUUUUGUUUUGUUGAAUUUUUAAAAAAGAAAACUGCUUUUUUGGCAUGAAUUACUCAAAUAAGAUAAAACAUGAAUGUGAAGAUGCCUAUUACAGUUUUGGACGUUCAAGCGAUGGAACAACAUCAUGUCCGUUCUGUCUCAGAGUUUGACCCUCUGUUCUGAGGAUAACUAAAUAUGGAUCAGUUUCGGCGAGUCUGUUGCCCGAGUCCACAGCGAUGUCUGUGUGCGUAGAAUUAUGCCAAAGAGAUCGACUGGGAACGCCUCUAACAAGGCAAAUUGAAAUCACUCCAGGAUUCGGUUCAGUAAUGACUCCAUUGUAGUAGAAGAAGUACAAAGAGUGAAAACAUGAGCAUGCUGUUGCUCCGUGAAGCCUACAAACUCAGAAGCAGAGAAGGAUGAAGGAUUGGGUCAGACUGACUGGACACAGCCACCAUCAAACGGGUCAGACUGACUGGACACGGCCACCAUCAAACGUGUGUUUCUGAAGUCCAUAAGACGAGGCCAGUUUCUGAGCGGAUCAGCGUCUCCGUUCCUCCGCUGGUCACCUGUAGGUCUGCGCAGACUAGCGUGGACGGCCAAAGCAAGUCAUUUUCAUUCGUUUUUAGAUUCAUUUUUUUCUUCCAUCAUUUGUCAGUCUUUUCCUGAAGAGCUGAACUGUGUUCAUUUGCAAAGUGCAUUCAUCCCGUUCUUCAUUUACUUUGGGUGUUUUUUUUUUUUUUUUUUUCUCAUCUAAAUCACGAUUGAUUGACAAGCAGUCAGUAUUGUUGCUGUUACAACUAAGCUCUUUCCUAGUCCUAUCAGAAAGGACCCUUGUGUAUCAGGCCCUCUUAAAUCAUUGUAAUAAAGUUUGUCUACAUACA